Messenger RNA from Paramecium tetraurelia, 999 nucleotides. RefSeq lists its product as uncharacterized. Gene Ontology annotation, biological process: GTP biosynthetic process. Gene Ontology annotation, molecular function: IMP dehydrogenase activity. The record is from RefSeq and is a predicted model, not a curated record. The transcript has 3 exons. Gene Ontology annotation, cellular component: cytoplasm. Lineage: Eukaryota; Ciliophora; Oligohymenophorea; Peniculida; Parameciidae.
AUGCUUAGUAGUAAUAGGCGCAACGGUAUCCAAAUAGCCUUGUCAUUUGACGAUGUUCUUCUGGUUUCCUAAAAUUCAAUAUUGAAAGCAGAAAUUAUUUCAUUUAUGAAACUUACUGUAGUUAAAAUAUCAAGCUCAAAACCCAAUUUGUAUGUAGUCCUUUGGAUACAAUUACAGAAACUGAAAUGGCAAUUCGUAUGGCAGCAAAUGGUGGGUUAGGUAUAAUCCAUAGAUUUAUAACAAAAAACUAAAAAGGUUAAAGAUCAGAAGCUUAUUUUAAAAUAGACCAUUUGUUGUUGGUCAAAGUUACACCCUCAAGAAAGUCUUUACCAUAGCAGAAGAAUGGAAAAGUAUGACAUUUUUAAUAUUGAGGAAUCUGAUGAAAAUGGUUCUCCUCGUUAUAAAUCUAUCUCUUUAUUGAGAAUUAUUACAAACAGAGAUUUUUAUGAGUAACCUUUAACAUAAUUAAAGAAAGAAUUGAUGACUCCAAAACAAAGGCUUGUUACUCCUCACUAUUUGGAUGAUAUCUCAUAAAUUAGACAAACUACAAUGGAAGAUAACAAAAAUAAUAUUAGUUUAAAAGAUUUAAUUAUGGAUUCAAUAUUGAAAGUUCUCGAUUAAAUAGGUAGAUUAAUAAUUGAAGGAGCUUUUGUUUCAAAUGAUGAUGAAAUCACAAAAGCCAAGAAAUUAAUCAAUUUUGGUUGUGAUGUUAUUGUUUGGAUAUUGAUAAUGGAUAUUCCUGAUUGGCAACAUUUACCCAUUAUUAAUAUAGAAAGUAGCAAUAGUGUUAUCAUAAUUUAAAAGUGGAAUCUACUGUUUUAUGAGUUAUUGUGGGCCUCUAAUAUUGCAGGGCUUUAGAAAAAUAUUUAAUUUAUUUAGAUGACAAAUGAAGGCUUUGUAGAAGCUGUGGUGUACAUGGAAUUACAAAAAUAUGAUUUGGAAAUGUGUAUUAUAUAUAAUAAUAUUGGUUAAUUUUAGAAUUUUAAUAAUUUGAUAUGA